This is a messenger RNA of Thalassophryne amazonica, 3128 nucleotides long. RefSeq names its product transmembrane 9 superfamily member 3 (gene tm9sf3). Gene Ontology annotation, biological process: protein localization to membrane. The record is from RefSeq and is a predicted model, not a curated record. The transcript is spliced from 15 exons. Bases 98 to 1858 code for a protein of 586 amino acids. Lineage: Eukaryota; Metazoa; Chordata; Actinopteri; Batrachoidiformes; Batrachoididae. Gene Ontology annotation, cellular component: membrane.
CCGUAAAAAAAAUUCUCUGUCAUCCAACCAGGAAGAAGGUGGGCUAGCCCUGCGAAGCUAACAUCACCAACCUUUCUCAUUAGUUUCUCCGGUAAUAAUGAGCUCCUGCAGGUGGAAGGUUGUGGUGGCGGCGUUAGUCGCGGUGUUUGGUUCUUUAUUACCUGUCGACGCAGACGAGCACGAACACACGUACAAAGACAAAGAAGAGGUUGUUUUGUGGAUGAACACAGUGGGGCCUUACCACAACCGACAGGAGACGUAUAAGUAUUUCUCAUUGCCUUUCUGUGCGGGCUCUAAGAAGACCAUCAGCCAUUACCAUGAAACGCUGGGAGAGGCGCUCCAGGGAGUGGAACUGGAAUUCAGCGGCCUUGACAUAAAAUUCAAAGAGGAAGUCCUGCAGACCACGUAUUGCGAAAUUGACCUGGACAAAGCAAAACGGGACGCAUUUGUCUAUGCUAUAAAAAAUCACUACUGGUACCAAAUGUACAUCGAUGACCUGCCCAUCUGGGGUAUUGUAGGUGAAGCUGAUGAAAAUGGAGAGGAUCAUUAUCUGUGGACCUACAAGAAACUGGAGAUUGGCUUCAACGCCAACAGAAUUGUUGACGUUAAUCUCACCAGUGAAGGCAAAGUCAAACUUGUGCCGAACACAAGAAUUGCAAUGUCUUAUUCUGUUAAGUGGAAGAAGUCUGAUGUGAAGUUCGAGGACAGAUUUGACAAGUAUCUUGAUCCGUCCUUCUUUCAGCACAGGAUUCACUGGUUCUCUAUUUUCAACUCAUUCAUGAUGGUGAUUUUCUUGGUGGGUUUGGUGUCAAUGAUCCUUAUGAGAACGUUGAGGAAAGACUAUGCACGUUAUAGCAAAGAGGAGGAAAUGGAUGACAUGGAUAGAGAUUUAGGGGAUGAAUACGGGUGGAAGCAAGUCCAUGGAGAUGUGUUUCGACCGUCCAGUCAUCCGCUGAUCUUCUCUUCGCUUAUCGGCUCUGGAUGCCAAAUUUUUUCUGUCUCCCUCAUUGUCAUCAUCGUUGCUAUGGUGGAAGAUCUCUACACAGAAAGAGGAUCCAUGCUGAGCACAGCCAUUUUUGUGUAUGCUGCCACCUCACCUGUCAACGGCUACUUUGGAGGAAGCUUGUACGCCAAACAAGGAGGCAGAAAGUGGAUAAAGCAAAUGUUCAUUGGGGCAUUUAUGAUCCCAGCCAUGGUUUGUGGGACUGCCUUCUUCAUCAACUUUAUCGCUAUCUACUACCAUGCCUCCAGAGCUAUCCCAUUUGGCACUAUGGUUGCUGUUUGUUGUAUCUGCUUUUUUGUUAUUCUGCCACUGAACCUUGUGGGAACAAUUCUGGGGCGAAAUCUGUCGGGCCAGCCGAACUUCCCCUGUCGGGUGAACGCUGUACCACGACCGAUUCCUGAGAAGAAAUGGUUCAUGGAGCCAGCUGUGAUUGUCUGCCUUGGAGGAAUCCUUCCAUUUGGUUCCAUUUUCAUUGAGAUGUAUUUCAUCUUCACAUCUUUUUGGGCCUAUAAGAUCUACUACGUGUACGGCUUCAUGAUGCUCGUCCUGGUCAUUCUGUGCAUUGUAACUGUGUGUGUCACCAUUGUGUGCACGUACUUCCUGCUCAAUGCUGAGGACUACAGAUGGCAGUGGACAAGCUUCCUCUCUGCUGCAUCAACUGCUGUUUAUGUUUAUAUGUACUCCUUCUACUACUACUUCUUCAAAACCAAGAUGUACGGACUGUUCCAGACAUCAUUCUACUUUGGUUAUAUGGCUGUUUUCAGUACCGCCCUGGGAAUCAUGUGUGGUGCUGUAGGCUACAUGGGAACAAGUGCCUUUGUGAGGAAGAUCUACACAAAUGUGAAAAUUGAUUAAGCAGUAAACACAGGGAUAUUAACGGAUUUGCUGAAGCAUAUCCUAAAAGACGGCGGGCACAAGUCAUUCUUACUUUUCUUUCCUGCAAAGAGAUUGUGGAAUAUCUCUCUCUCUGUACUAUGUAGAUUUUUUUUCUGACCGCUGAAAGAAAGUGAGCCACAGCAAAUCUGCAGAAGAGAUUUCAAACAUGGGUUCUGUUUUUAAUCCGUUGCUUUCAAACAAAUGUUUAAGGAUGAGGUGGCUCCUCACUCCAGUCCCACUUGAGAAGACAGAUGUUUGAUGGAAUAGUGUAGCUCUCUUCAGUGAAGAGGCCAGCGUGCUUUGAAAGCCUUUGUUCUGUUGUGUCAGAAUUUUGGAGGGUCAGCUCUGUGCCUGUGUUCUUACGUCAUUUCUAUUUUGUGUUCUCACUCUGGUUACUCCACAGUACGUUACCUUGUUCACAACAUUAAGUUCUUUCCCAAUGUUGACACUUCUGACUUGUAGCAGUCCAUGCAGUUGCGGUCUUUUAGUCCUUCUGUUGUUGGCUGUGCGUGUGAUUGACAGCUGAGCUACAGUAAGAACUGAAUUUUAAAUGGAUGUUUGUGAUUCAUUUCCCCAUUUGCUUUCUUAAUGUCUGGGUUCCAAUGAAGUCUACCUGUAAAGAUAAUAUAUGGAUGGGGGGAGGAGUGUAUAUAACCAAAAUAAUGUACCUUUAGAUGUAGAUCCCAAGUGUAUUUUCGUUGUACAGAUUUACUACGGGCGCCUUUUGUUUUUAAAGACUUUGUUUGGAGUGGGUCUGAUUACAUCUUGCUUGAAAUUGCAUGAAGUUUUCAUAAACCAUCUGCUGCAAAGCCACUUUUUUUUUGUUUGUUUUAAGCUUUUGUCUGGGCACUCAUUCUGAUUUGUCCUUUAAAGCUUUAAACUGCUUUGUUUUCUGCUCGGUCACCCCAUCACAUUCUGUUGCCUCCCCGAAACAUCUUGGAGAAUGUCGGAUGGAAUGAGGCAGCGGCUUUGUUCCUGUAAACAUACUGUACAAAGUGCAGUUGACGUACAUUUAAUGUUUUCAUCACCACACUGCUGCCAAUUGUCAGAUGCUUUCCCUUUGUGUAAAUACAGUAUGUACCCUACUUGUGUGAGAAGUGGCAAAGCCUUUUGUUUUGUUUCUCUUCUUCCCAGUUCUGCUCCAUUGAAGUUAAUUUUUGCACCUGACGUUGUGUACCAAUGUCUGUUCAGACAUUUUGAACCUGCAUAUUAACUUACUGUAAAAAGAAAAUAAACAUGUUUACAUACA